Molecule: messenger RNA, 1157 nt
Organism: Culicoides brevitarsis
Lineage: Eukaryota; Metazoa; Arthropoda; Insecta; Diptera; Ceratopogonidae
Exons: 3
Coding region: 177-917 (246 amino acids)
Source: RefSeq, a predicted model, not a curated record
AAUCACAAAUAAUACACAUUAAACAGCAAAAAAUAUUUUUCAGCAAAUUUCGUUCGUAAAAAUGCUGAAGAAAAGCUUUUCUCACCUGAACAUUUGUUAAAAAUUAGUGAAAAUUUAUACGUUACCUGAAUUAUAUAAGAAACUGCAAACAAUAAACCAAUUAAGAAACAACAAAAAUGAUUUCACGCGUAAGGAAUUUGGUGGCUGUUCAAAUGUUGCCCAAAAAUUUGAGAAUUUCCGCUAUUUUGGUGGCUAUUUAUCAAGUUCUAAUUGCUCACUUUUUGAUGUUUGUAAUGCUCUUGGGACUCGUGCAUGCAGAGGAAAUGACAAGUAUUCUGUCUGCUGAUAUCGCUGACCAAAAGGAGCGUGAGGAUUAUAUUUUUAUUCCGACAUUGUCCACGGGAGAGAGUCUCAACACUGUUCGCUUCAAGUCUGCAUCACAUUUGGCGUUUGUGACUUUGGUAAUUUUGUACAUCGGCACAGCCAUUUCCGCCAUUUACCUUCUCAGUUGCCUUGGCCUUCUCAUCGGCACGUUACGAAAUCGUUCAGAACUGAUGUUACCAUGGCUCAUUCUCGAUUCGAUCGGUGCGAUUCUCGUGCUUGCUGUGAUGGUAGCAGCUGCCAAUUCGGAGUUUAAUGUUUUGUACUACAGCGGCGGCGAAGUGCAAUAUUGGAUCUUUUGUGGCAUCAUGACGUCUUUUAAUCUCGUAAUUUGGUGCAUUGUGCAAGCUUACUACCAAACGGUGCGCCAAAUGCAAAAAAUGAGACACAUGGCGACAAUUCCGAUUCCGUUGCCGCCCGCACCGCGCAGAAACUCCAUUCCGUAUCAUUAUCGCAAGGAAAAUAUGUAUCUGGGUGAUAUUGGGCUAAAGCAUUACGUGUCGGAUUUGGCAGCGGAGGAGAGUUAUUUGAUGUAAGAACUUACCUGAGAUAUGAGGAAAUUGAUCGCACAUGGACCAGAUGUUCACUGUGCCUAAAAUGAGACAAAAAAAUUUUUUUUUUCGUAAAAAUAGUCGAGUAAAUAGAAUUUUUUUGGUAAAUUUAAUAGAAAACAACAGAACAUAGAGACUUAUCAAUAUUAAAACUAACAAAAAAUCUAUAUAAAUCUAUAGAAAAAAAUAUCUUCCACUUUAUCAAUGUUAUUAACGAAAAGAAAU